AAAAAAAUAGGAAAAGUUUCAAGCACGUUUUGUUGCAUUUCAUUUGUAAACUUCGUCCAAACAAUACAAAUCGAAUGCAAAAUCAAUUCCAAGAUGAGCUGCAGCAAGCCAAUUUGCAAAUAUUUCCUCAAAGAUUGCUGCUUAUUCGGAAACGACUGUCGCAACCUGCAUCCACCAUCCAUCCUGUUAACUCGGCUGUCUCAAGAAGAAAACAGGGAAAUGCUUUCGAAAACGUGUGGCAUUUGUUACGAGGUGAUAAUGGAAAAGCCCUACAAGUAUCGGACAUUUGGAAUUUUGCCCAAUUGUUCACAUUGUUAUUGCUUUUAUUGUCUGCAACAAUGGAGGCGUACCAGCGAUUUCCCUUUGCCAGUUACCUUAGGCUGUCCCGAAUGCCGAACCAUUUCCGACUUUGUAUAUUCGAGCCGAAACUGGUACGAAAAUGAGGAGAAAAAGGCAGCUUUUAUUGGCUUCAAAAAUGUGCAAAUGAAAGAGAUUGAGUGCAGAUUCUUCAGAAGAGGAGAAGGGAUUUGUUAUUUGGGUGAGGAUUGUCAUUUCUCCCAUGCCUUAUUACCAAGAGAACAAGGAGUUGCUCAGCAGGAACCUUUACCACCAAUUCAACGUGAGAGAAACCAAGUUGGGGAUAACUUGGUUAAUUUGCCGAUGGGAUAUUAUUAUUAUUUACCCAUACAUAUUAUGAUAACUAUUCAUUGGCCUAUCGUUGUGCUGUUUUAA
Messenger RNA from Ceutorhynchus assimilis (cabbage seed weevil), 732 nucleotides. NCBI's taxonomy places the organism in Eukaryota, Metazoa, Arthropoda, Insecta, Coleoptera, Curculionidae. The record is from the annotation of a GenBank genome assembly.